CCAUUCCCCCACAACUCCAGUGGUCUCACUCCAAACCAUCGGUCUCGAUCUCUAUUUAAAUCUGUUCCUUCUUUCUUCUCUUUAUAUGUUAAACAACUGAAACCACUAAUACGAUGGCGUUUAAUAGAAAAGAAGUGGAUCGGAUCAAGGGCCCGUGGAGCCCAGAGGAGGACGAGGCGUUACAACAGCUUGUGCAAAAGCAUGGCCCAAGAAACUGGUCGUUGAUAAGCAAGUCAAUUCCGGGGCGAUCCGGCAAGUCUUGCCGUCUCCGGUGGUGCAAUCAGCUCUCUCCGCAAGUUGAGCACCGCUCCUUCACACCUGAAGAAGACGAGACUAUAUUACGCGCUCAUGCUCGCUUCGGCAACAAGUGGGCGACAAUCGCCCGGCUUCUCAACGGCCGUACAGACAACGCGAUAAAAAACCACUGGAACUCGACCUUGAAACGGAAGUGUUCAGGUUCGAUGGCAGAGGAUGGUAAUUUUAUCAACUGUAAUGGGUACGACGGGGAUUUAGGUCAUAAUAAUCAAAAUCAGCCGUUGAAAAGAUCUGUAAGUGCAGGAUCAGGUGUGCCGCUGACCACGGGGCUUUACGUGAACCCGAGUAGUCCAUCUGGAUCUGACGUAAGCGAUUCCAGCGUACACGUAUUUUCGUCGAAUCACAACAUAUUUAAACCCGUUGCGAGAGCCGGCGGUGUUAAUGUGGAUGUGAAUGUAAUCCCCGAAACGACAUCGUCGAGCAACGAUCCGCCAACUUCACUGAGUCUAUCACUUCCAGGCGCCGAUUCAAGCGAAGAUACGAACCAGAAGGCAGCGGAGUCAAGUAAGGCUAUAAAUACUAAGAGUUUGUUCCCUGAGAGUGGAGCGAAAGGCGGUGGCUUUCUAGGGUUUAGUCAAGAGUUCAUGGGAGUGAUGCAGGAGAUGAUAAGGCAGGAGGUGAGGAAUUACAUGGCUUCCCUUGAACAACAGAGAGGUGGAGUUUGUUAUCAGAGUAGUGGCGGUGGCGGCGGCGACGGUGUCUUUAGAAAUGUCGCGCUGCAGAGGAUCUGAGAGAGAAAACUGGGAUUUGUGUUUUCUCUUUUUUUUUUUUUUUUAGGAUAAUAAUUUUGGUUAAUGUACAGAGAGGUAGAGGUGGGCAAUGGAUGAUAACUGAGUUAGGGGCUUUAGAUUGACGGGAAAAAUGGUGAAGACUAUAUCAAUCUUCAGCCUUGUUCAUUAGAUGUUAGGGACCAAAACAAGCAACAAAAAUGGAAAAAAAAAUUAUAUUAUAUAUAAGAAGUUCAAAAAAAAAAAAAAUCCUUCCAAAUGUUAAACCAA
Molecule: messenger RNA, 1313 nt
Organism: Mangifera indica (mango)
Lineage: Eukaryota; Viridiplantae; Streptophyta; Magnoliopsida; Sapindales; Anacardiaceae
Product: transcription factor MYB44-like
Exons: 2
Coding region: 114-1046 (310 amino acids)
Biological process (GO): regulation of DNA-templated transcription
Cellular component (GO): nucleus
Molecular function (GO): RNA polymerase II cis-regulatory region sequence-specific DNA binding; DNA-binding transcription factor activity, RNA polymerase II-specific
Source: RefSeq, a predicted model, not a curated record